Cantharellus anzutake is the source of this 441-nucleotide messenger RNA. RefSeq lists its product as uncharacterized. The transcript has 4 exons. The coding region runs from base 1 to 441 and encodes 146 amino acids. The record is from RefSeq and is a predicted model, not a curated record. NCBI's taxonomy places the organism in Eukaryota, Fungi, Basidiomycota, Agaricomycetes, Cantharellales, Hydnaceae.
AUGUUGAAAAUGUUUAGGCUGAUUUUCCCUGCCUUCAUCCUUGCCUUGUUCUUUUCCAAAAGCUUUGCCAACCCAAUCGUUCCAGCCUUGCCCAUUCCAGACCGCCGUGAUAAUAUGAGUCCUGCUCCUGGACCAUUUGGCACACUUGAGGGUCACCCCUUGCUUGCAGCCGAGCCAUCUUCCUCCCACAAGGGAGCCGGUUCUGAAGACCUUGGAGCCUCAGGGGGAUGUUGGCAAGGCUAUUUUCUCUCACAGCCUCUUUUCCCUGCUAAGACUUGUGCUCGAAUGGUGGAUGCUGUCCAAACAGUUAUUAUACUUUUCGUUCUAGUGCCAUGGACAAUAAUAUUCAUCAACUUCAUCAUCAUGUCAGCUGCCUUCCCAACAGAUCUACUCCUUGCAGAGGUCACCAUUACUGCUGGAGGGGAUUUUACAUAUGUUUGA